UCAUUGUGCAUGGAAGCAACACUCAAACUCUGCCGAAGACCACUCUAACUUUUGGACAAGAGGAGGACUUUUCUUCCCUAAAGAUCCGAGGACCACGAGUGUUUUUUUUUUCCUUCUCGGAAAGUGUGCGUUGUGACCACAGGAUACUUUUACGCAAGGUUUGUUAAAACUAACAAGGACAAUGCCUCGGUCUUUCUUGGUCAAAAAGUACUUCGCGAAACAAAAGCCAAACUACAGUGAACUUGAAUGUCAGAAUGACACCUCACUGGAGAGAUUUCCUCUAGCCGAGCUCCCAUCAGGGGACAACACGUCCUCCACCACCUGCUUCACAACAAGCCUGGUGUGGGACCUGAGCGUCCUGCCCACCCUCUACUUGCCAACCUCCCAAACAGAGCAAUCUACCGCCCCAGGCCCCCUGGACCUCAGCUCCCCGUCCAGCCUCAGCAGCAGCGCCAGCAGUUGUGGAGAAGAAGAUGAAGGACGCACAUCAGACCCCCCCAGCCCUGAACCUGUACACACAUAUGCCCCUCGCCAGCGGAUGAAAUGCACCGGGAUGAUGGCUCAUAUCAGCCCCCCUGAGGAAGAGGAGGAAAGAGAGACCCCGGUCACAGCAGCAAGGCCUGCCUUCCUCUGCAAACACUGCCCUAAAGAGUACACCAGCCUUGGGGCUCUGAAGAUGCACAUCCGCUCUCACACCCUCCCCUGUGUGUGUACCACCUGUGGGAAGGCUUUCUCCAGGCCUUGGCUGCUGCGUGGACACAUCCGCACGCACACAGGUGAGCGCCCGUUCUCCUGCCCACACUGCAACCGUGCUUUUGCUGACCGCUCCAACCUGCGGGCUCAUCUGCAGACGCAUGCUGAAGUAAAGAAGUACCAAUGCGGCAUCUGCUCUCGCACCUUCAGCCGCAUGUCAUUGCUGCAGAAGCACAGCUCCUCAGGCUGCUGCUCCACCACGGUGUGAGGCACCGCAGGCACGGACACAGGGUAUCCACUCAGAGAAAUGAACAGCGGUGGGCUAGUAGCCCUGGAAGUGGCACCUACAUGAGCCCAACUGGCCUGAUGAUGAUCUGUAAGGCCACAAAGAGCAUGGCAUGGCUCACUUUAUGAGACCUGGAGGGAUUUGAGCUUCAUUAUUGGAACUGACUUUACAUGCCUUUUAGCAACUCUGCUGUUUGAAACAUCUGAGGAGCAGAUUUUUUUUUCUUCCAUUCUAGAUUGAGGUCAUGAGGCUGGACCAAAGCUGAACAGAGCAAUGCAAACACUCACUUGAUAUCAGCCCCUUUGUUGCCGCUGUGCUCAUUCCAAAGAAAAAAAUAUGCAGUGAACUCAUAGGGGUAAAGAGGUGUUCUUUCCUGUCUCCGUCCUGGUGCCGGCUAGCUCAGGAUCAUGGCCUAGACACAGCUGCUGAGAGGUAGGGGUGCGUGGGUGGAAUAAAUCUCUCAGCAUGCCUCAAAACACACGUACACACACCCUAACACACACACACAAAAGCAAAUGCACACACAGCUGUCCCUGGUACUGUGGUGUAGAUAGACGAGGUGCUAACAGGUGCUACAGCCAUGACCUUCGCUGGUUGAUAGCAGGUGACUUCCACUGCCCUUGGUUUGCUUAAGAAAAAAAGAGGAAGUAUGUCAUUACCAAAGAAUGGCAUCAGUUAGUCUUUUUGACCAGUGGGGAUUGUUUUAAGCCUUUAUUUUGACUACAUCCAAACCUUCUCUUUAAUCUGAUGGUUGCAGAGAUAGGUAACACCUUCUGUCUGGUGUUUUCCAAAGAAGCCUCACUUUGCAGCACCACUCUAAUGUGGGCAGUAAUGAAAGCCAUGCACUCUAAGUUACCACAGUGUUAAUUUUGAUCACAUCCAAAGCCAUAUUUUUUAACUUAAAUGAAUUUGUGCCUUGAAAUUGUAUUACUUUUGAAACCAACAUGCCUUUUACCUCAGUAUUUGUACAUUUAGAAUAAGCAUUGAUAGCAGUAUUAAAAAUCAGCACCAAACAGAUUGAAAUGUAAAAAGGCUGGGACCAAUAAUCUGUAUGGUUUACGCUCUGGAGACAUGGUUGUGUAGAUGUGGUCAGAGCCACGGAAAUAGACAAUCCAAAGAUGAGUUUUUUUAAACUUUCCUAAAGACUUUAUGGCAGUUUUUUUAAUAGUGCAAUGUGCCAAUGAUGUGUUAUUUUAUUUUGUUUUUGUACCAUGCUUGUGUGUUCACUCCUUUUUCCGUUUUCCUUUAUGUUGUAACUGAUACAUUUUCAUUCAAUAAAGUAAUUUAUGUUUA
Messenger RNA from Cheilinus undulatus (humphead wrasse), 2272 nucleotides. RefSeq names its product snail family zinc finger 1a (gene snai1a). Lineage: Eukaryota; Metazoa; Chordata; Actinopteri; Labriformes; Labridae. The coding region runs from base 182 to 961 and encodes 259 amino acids. The record is from RefSeq and is a predicted model, not a curated record. The transcript has 3 exons. Gene Ontology annotation, biological process: regulation of DNA-templated transcription. Gene Ontology annotation, molecular function: DNA-binding transcription factor activity, RNA polymerase II-specific; RNA polymerase II cis-regulatory region sequence-specific DNA binding.